AUGGCCGGAGACCAACCUUCCGAACAGCCCAAGGCUAAGCCUGCGGCAUCAGAAUCUGACAACAUAGAACGCUUUGCUGAACACGUCAACGAGCGCAAGAGAAGGCGUAACCUGUGGGGUCAGUACGUGGACGAGCAGUCACGCAAGAAAAGUGACAGAGAGAAGCCUGUUCAUACACCAGAUCCUUCUGAGUCUACCAACUCGAAGGGAACGCAGACUGAUGAUGCGCCGUAUGCUAAAGAGCCGGACGUUGAUGGCGCCACGGGAGUCGAUGACAAGGACGUGGAAGGAGAGGGCGUGAAGCUGGCGAACAAGGGUGGACAUGAAGAUGGGUUUGUUAAGACGCCAUGUACUGGUGGUGCGUCGGGGGAGCGGGAUAACAUGGAUUUAUAUGAGCCGUAA
Molecule: messenger RNA, 402 nt
Organism: Alternaria triticimaculans
Lineage: Eukaryota; Fungi; Ascomycota; Dothideomycetes; Pleosporales; Pleosporaceae
Exons: 1
Coding region: 1-402 (133 amino acids)
Source: RefSeq, a predicted model, not a curated record